This is a messenger RNA of Periconia digitata, 1027 nucleotides long. NCBI's taxonomy places the organism in Eukaryota, Fungi, Ascomycota, Dothideomycetes, Pleosporales, Periconiaceae. The record is from the annotation of a GenBank genome assembly.
CAAACUCCUCCCAUUGAAGAUGGAAGAAAAGCUUUUAGAACCAGGCAUGAAAGACGAAAACAACAGUAGAAGAGAAGAGAAAACAGUGCCCUCGAACAAACCCUCAUCAUCACGCCUUCAUCCCCUUCACCCGCGCAAUCCCAAGCCCACCCUCUUCUCCAGCCACUCUUCCCUUGUCAUAUGGCCAUGUUCCUCCACCUUUUCCGGAUCCUUUUUCUUCAAAUCCUUCACCGCGUUUUUCAUUGUCCGCUCAAAUCUCUUAACGGCAUCAUCCAACCUCUGAACAUUAGCCCCCAAAUCGCUGAUCUUAUCACCCAGGUCACGGAACCUCAUCUCCAACUCCUGGACCUUUUUGUCGAGUGACUCUAUCGUCUCUUCUUCUGGCUUCUCCGCUUCCGCUCCUGCUCCCGCUCCUGCUUCACGGGUAGGAGGGACAGGAGAAGGAGGAGAGGAUGAAGGAAUGGAUCUCAUGCACUCAUCGCAGCAUCGCCAGGUCGCUUCUGUGAUGACUUUGAUGUGGUGCUCGUGUGCCCUUUCUGCUGGCCAGUCUUUCGCUUCCAAGGUGUUUGAUUGCGGGGAGCGGUGAGGCGAUUCUUCGCCGUCGGCGGGCGAUGCCGUUUUAUUGUCCAGGCGGCGACAUUCUGGCUUGGCUUUUUGACCGAGGAUGUUUGUGAACCGGGUCAUUUUCGCUUUAGUGGGGGUUUGGUGAUGGUUUGGUGAGGCGAGAAGGUAGAUAAGAGUCGAGGUAGUUGAGUUGGGUGGAGUUGGUGAUGGAGGGUUGAAUUGUGCUCUGGAUAUAGUGGUAGUAGUGAAAGGGAGGGGUCUUUUAUAUUCAAAGUAUGUGCUAAGAUGGAGUAUUCAACUCGGGUACUGCUCGAUUGAAAACAUCUUGAUCGUGAGUGGGCCUACCUUAAACAAUCAAUAUUUGCAGCGACAAGUCGAUAACAAAUACUACGUUUAUCAGUCGUUUCCUCAUAAUCACAUUGAAUCCGCAGCAGCUUCUCUAGUUAGUAAAAAGUCUUUCCUA